Cordyceps fumosorosea ARSEF 2679 is the source of this 600-nucleotide messenger RNA. RefSeq lists its product as hypothetical. Lineage: Eukaryota; Fungi; Ascomycota; Sordariomycetes; Hypocreales; Cordycipitaceae. The record is from RefSeq and is a predicted model, not a curated record. Bases 1 to 600 code for a protein of 199 amino acids. The transcript has a single exon.
AUGGCAGCAGACGUCGGCCCCAUCACCCUCUCCCUCCCCUCCAAGUACGCCAAAAGCAGCUCCAAGGCGGCGACAACCUCGCAGCCAGCACCACCCAUCGACUGGCUCACCGGCACCUGGACCGUGACGCACUCCACGCUGUCCAUGUGGCGCUCCGCGCGCAACGUGCGCAUCACCUACGCGCCCCUCGCCGCCCGCGCCGAUGGCCGCGCCCGCAUCGACGACCUCGUCGCCUACGAGCCCGCCUCCAGCACCGCCACCCUCAAGACCGUCACCGGCGUUGACACGCGCAGCCCCGACGGCAGCGGCUGGGACUGGCGCGGCAAGGGCUGGCUCUUCUUCGUCUCCAGCCACUGGGAGGUGCUCGGCUGGGGCGAGUCGACCACCACCGGGGAGCGCUGGGCGGUGACGUGGUUCGCGCCGACACUGUUCACCAAGGAGGGCAUCGACGUGUACUCGAGCCGCCGAGAGGGCAUCUCGGAGGCCGUGUACGGGGAGAUUGAUAGGGCGCUGCGCGGGUUGGAGGCAAGGCCGCUGGUGAGCAUGGUCGAGGAGGAGAUGCGGCCGGUGGAGAUCAAGCUGCCGUGGACGGAAAAGUAA